This is a messenger RNA of Microcebus murinus (gray mouse lemur), 1697 nucleotides long. It is a transcript of the gene HRG, whose product is annotated as histidine rich glycoprotein. Gene Ontology annotation, cellular component: blood microparticle; extracellular region. NCBI's taxonomy places the organism in Eukaryota, Metazoa, Chordata, Mammalia, Primates, Cheirogaleidae. Gene Ontology annotation, biological process: negative regulation of endopeptidase activity; negative regulation of fibrinolysis; regulation of platelet activation. The record is from RefSeq and is a predicted model, not a curated record. Gene Ontology annotation, molecular function: serine-type endopeptidase inhibitor activity; zinc ion binding; cysteine-type endopeptidase inhibitor activity.
UUGUUUAAUCAAUUGUGGUGUGUGUGUUUCAGAGCGUCUAUAUAAAAUUCUAUGGAGUAGACCAUAGCAAGGGACAGUUUAACAAAAUGAAGGCACUCACUGCAGUGCUGCUUUUGAUGUCACUGCAGUGUUCAUGUGCUGUGAGUCCCACGGACUGCAAUGCCACUGAGCCAGAGGCUGGGAAAGCUCUAGACUUGAUCAAUAAAUGGCGGCGGGAUGGCUACCUUUUCCAGUUGCUGCGCGUUGAUGAUGCCCACUUGGACAGAGUGGGACCUGCAACUGUCUAUUAUCUAGUCUUGGAUGUGAAGGAAUCUGACUGCUCGGUCCUCUCCAGGAAGCACUGGAAAGACUGUGAGAUGGAUGUUUUUAAAUUUCCAUCUCAUAUAGUGAUCGGACAAUGCAAGGUAAUAGCUACAAGGUAUUCGAGUGAAUCCGAGGAUCUUAGGCUGGUUGACUUUAACUGCACCACAAGUUCUGUGUCUUCAGCAUUGACCAAUAAAAAAGACAGUCCUGUAAUCUCAGACUUCUUUGAGGACACUGAGCUCUACAGAAAUCAAGCCAACCAAGCCCUUGAGAAGUACAAAGAGGAGAAUGGUGACUUCGCCUCUUUCAGAGUGGACAAAGUAGAGAGAGUUGCAAGAGCGAGAGGAGGGAAAGGAACCAAGUACUUCGUGGAAUUCUCUAUAAGAAACUGCUCCAAGCCCCAUUUCCCCAGACACCAUAAGGUCUUUGCAUUCUGCAGAGCAGUUUCAUUCUAUGAUGUAGAAGACUCUGACUUGGAAACCCCAAAAGAACUUGAUGUGAACUGUGAAGUCUUCAACCCUGAGGAACACCUGGGCCACCACCCCCCCUUCGGUGGUCAUGGGCAUGGCAAGCCUCCAUUCAAGCCUGAUGGAGUCAGAGAUCAUCAUCACCCCCACAAGCCACAUGACUGGGGAUGCCCACCCCCUCCAGAAGGAAAAGAUCACGCAGGCAGACCUCCACUUGAUGCAGGUGCACCUCCUCCAGGGUCAAGAUGUCAUCGCCACCCUUUUGGCAUCAAUGAGACCCAAAGGCACCCCCAUGAUCAUAAUUCCAGUGAACACCAUGACCACGAGCACCACCCCCAUGGACACGGCCCCCAUGGACACGGCCCUCAUGGACACGGCCCUCAUGGACACGGCCCCCAUGGACACGGCCCUCAUGGACACGGCCCCCAUGGACACGGCCCCCAUGGACACGGCCCCCAUGGACAUGGCCCCCAUGGACACGGCCCCCAUGACCAUGAUUUCCAUCACUAUGGACCCUGUGACCCACCAGUCCAUAACGAAGGUCCCCAAGAUCACCAUCGCCGUGGCCAUGGCCCACCACAUAGGCACUCAAAAGAAAAAGGUCCAGGUAAAGGACACUUCCCCUUUCACCGGAGACCAAUUGGCUAUGUUUACCGGCUGCCUCCACUAAAUAGAGGUGAAAUUCUUCCUCUUCCUGAAGCUAAUUUUCCCAUCUUCUCAUUGCCAAACCACAGUGAUUCCCUAAAGCCCUUCCCUCAAUCAGCCUCUGAGUCGUGUCCAGGGACGUUCAACAAUGAGUUUCUACAAAUUUCCAAGUUUUUUGCAUAUACAGACCCCAAAUAAAAUGUGACUCCCUCGAUGGGGAAAAAUGAAUAAUAAUUUGAAUUAGAACCAUAAAUAAAAUGUGAUCAUAAAUAAAUAAAAUUA